CUAUUGCGGCGACUGCCACCACCACCACUAUAGAUAUUAAAAUACAUUGAAUUUCAACGCUCACGCAUCAAACUUGUUGUUGUUGUUGUUUGUUGCUUAUGUACAAAGUUGUUAUGAAAUAUUUGAUAUUUGAUGAUUUUUUCCAUUUCUAGCAUUUAUUUUUGCUCCAAAUAUAUUCACAUAAACAAAAUUUUAUUCAAUUGUUAUGCUUAUGUUGUGAUUAUUGUUGAAUCAGAGAAAAAAAAAUGAAUGUUUCAGCUGAAAUCGGUGACAAUGUUAAAGUUGCCCGUGAAUGUUCUCUAUUGGGGAAUUAUGAAACGGCUUUAAUCUAUUAUCAAGGUGUUGUACAACAAAUUCAUCGUCAUCUACAGACUAUCACCGAUCAUAAUCUCAAGGAAAAAUGGCAAGAAGUUCAACAAAUCAUUGCUCAAGAAUAUGAAGUGGUCAAAGAUCUUCAUGCUACAUUAUUAAAUUUCAAAGGUGAUCAUCAUAAUUCUCGGCCAAUAGGUCCUCCUUCAUUAGCUACGGUUGGAUCUUCAGGAUCAAAUGGUCCUAUUGAUCCUAAUCUUUUCGCUACCAUUUUGCAAAAUGCUUCUUAUGAUACUUAUCGCGAUCCAGAUGUAUGGCCUGAACCAGUUGAUGUAAAUCAUCAUCAUCGUUCUAUGGCUGCACCACCACCAACGGCAUCUUCAAAUUCUCGUAAGCCUGGUCAUGCGUCUUCCUCACAUCAGAAUACUAAUUAUCGUGGUGCUACUCAAAAAUCCAUUCGAAGUUCAGCUUCAUCCAAAGGUUCGUCCAAAGAUCCACGUGCUAAAAGUAAAGAUGCUUCGAGUUUACGAAUGUCGGAUACAAAACGUAAAACUAAUACACCAAGCAAUAAUUCUGGUGCCAAUUCAAGCCAAACAAAUUCCAAUGGAAACGCUAAGUCAAACGAUGAAAAUGAGCAUAAAGAACGUCGUUUCGAAAUUCAUGGACCAGAUGCUGAACUAGUAGAAAUGCUCGAACGUGAUAUAUUGCAGAAAAAUCCUGACACUCAUUGGGAUGAUAUUGCCGAUUUACAAGAGGCUAAACAUUUAUUGGAAGAAGCUGUCGUAUUGCCAAUGUGGAUGCCGGAUUUUUUUCGUGGUAUCCGUAGGCCAUGGAAGGGUGUACUGAUGGUAGGACCACCAGGAACCGGUAAAACAAUGUUGGCUAAAGCUGUAGCGACAGAAUGUAAAACAACAUUUUUCAAUGUUUCAUCCACUACAUUGACAUCAAAAUAUCGGGGAGAAUCAGAGAAAUUAGUUAGACUUUUAUUUGAAAUGGCACGUUUUUAUGCACCAUCCACUAUAUUUAUUGAUGAAAUUGAUUCGCUUUGUUCACGAAGAGGUUCAGAUAAUGAACAUGAAGCAAGUCGAAGAGUGAAAUCCGAAUUGUUGAUACAAAUGGAUGGAAUAACUAAUAAUGAUGAUCCAUCCAAAGUCGUUAUGGUUUUAGCUGCCACCAAUUUUCCUUGGGAUAUUGAUGAAGCUUUACGACGACGAUUAGAGAAACGAAUUUACAUUCCAUUACCUACUGCCGAAGGUCGAGAAGCAUUACUUCGAAUCAAUCUACGUGAAGUGAAACAAGCAGUAGAUUUGGAUGUUGUUGAAAUUGCUCGUCGUUUGGAUGGCUAUUCUGGUGCAGAUAUUACCAAUGUUUGUCGCGAUGCUUGUAUGAUGGUCAUGCGACGUCGUAUUCAUGGUUUGACGCCCGAACAAAUACGUUCACUAUCGAAAGAAGAGCUUGACCUUCCUGUUACAUUUACUGAUUUCGAAGAAGCAAUGCGAAAGAUCAAUAAAUCAGUUUCGCCAGAAGAUUUGAAAAAAUAUGAAAAAUGGAUGGCCGAAUUUGGUUCGACGUAAAAAUAAAUUACAAUUUACUUUACAAAAUAAAAAUUAUAUGCUCCUGUAAUUGUAAUUCAGAUAUAUAUCUUUAAAGUGUUUUUUAAAAUUAAUUCUUUUUUCAAAUAAAAAAAACAUAUUUUACAACUACAACCAGUUGUCAUAUGAAAAUUAAUGAAUUCGUUGUUUCAGACCUUUCAUCAUUCAAGGUUAAAUUUGGACGACGGCUAACAGUAUGACUUCAGCAUAAGGCACUAAAACUAUCUUUAAUUUUUUUUUGUGGCCAAUUCCAUUGUCUGAUCAGCUGAUGAAUGUUUCCCAAUGAUGAUGAUAACGAUGAAAGUGAAUUGAUAAAGGAAAAACAAUAACGAAAAGAUCAAAUCAAUAAAGUCAACACUAAAAAAAAAAA
This is a messenger RNA of Dermatophagoides farinae (American house dust mite), 2271 nucleotides long. RefSeq names its product katanin p60 (gene Kat60). Gene Ontology annotation, biological process: microtubule severing. Gene Ontology annotation, cellular component: microtubule cytoskeleton. The record is from RefSeq and is a predicted model, not a curated record. NCBI's taxonomy places the organism in Eukaryota, Metazoa, Arthropoda, Arachnida, Sarcoptiformes, Pyroglyphidae. Gene Ontology annotation, molecular function: microtubule binding; ATP hydrolysis activity; microtubule severing ATPase activity.